Podarcis muralis (Common wall lizard) is the source of this 668-nucleotide messenger RNA. NCBI's taxonomy places the organism in Eukaryota, Metazoa, Chordata, Lepidosauria, Squamata, Lacertidae. The record is from RefSeq and is a predicted model, not a curated record.
GCGCUUCGCUGGCCUAUCGCCUGCUCAAUCCCUCUUCCCUUGCAGGAGGCCAAGAAAGCCGCCGAGGAGGCCAAAACGCAUGGAGGUUGCCCCCAUCCACCAAGGAUCCUAACCCAGCCGAGAUCCAGGAGCAAAAACCAGCCGCAUUUGACCUGCGCAAACACCUGGAGGCAUCGGGGCACAGCGUAGACACCUGCUCCCAGGUGCGGGUGACCAACAAGUCCUGCAAAGGCUACCUGGUCAAGAUGGGUGGCAGGAUCAAGACCUGGAAGAAGCGCUGGUUCACCUUUGACCGUCAGAAACGUGUCCUGGCCUACUAUGCAGACAAAGAGGAGACCAAGCUUAAGGGCGUCAUUUACUUCCAGGCCAUCGAAGAGGUAUACUACGACCACCUCCGCAGUGCUUUUAAGAGCCCCAGCCCCAAGAUGACCUUCUGUGUCAAGACUGACGACCGCCUUUUCUGCAUGGUGGCCCCCAGCGCGGAGGCGAUGCGUAUCUGGAUGGAUGCGAUUGUCACACGGCAGAGGAGAACGUGUCUGAGUGAUGCCUUUUUCCUGCCCACGCGGAUGUUGCUGCAGCUUGUGAAACGCCACAUGUCACUGUGCAAGCCUCAGCAAUCAGCUGAUGUCACUGUUGCAAGGUCCACAGAUAGCAUGUCGCAGCCCUGA